AUGAGCGCGCCGUCGGCGGCGAACGGCGCGUGGCGCGGCACCCUACGCCGCGUUCUCCGCGCGGUGGACGCGCACGUCACGUCGCACACCGGCUCCCCGACGUGGCGCGACCACGUCCUCGCGGAGUUCCGAUCGGGGAAUCGCGACACGAUGGCGCUCGCCGAUCGCGUCGCCGCGAGGCUCAGAGCCGCGGACGAGUGGGCGACGCUGGCGAACGCGGUGCAGCGCCACAAGGCGAUGAUCAUGGACUACGGGCACUCGCUGGAGAAGGAGCGCGAGCAGCUGAAGAAGGCGUCGAACACGGCCAACUACGUCGGGCUCUCAAUGCCCGACGCUUACGACCACGCAGCGCACGACCUCGCGGCGGCGAACAAGAAGAAGGACGGGGAUGAGUAA
Molecule: messenger RNA, 396 nt
Organism: Micromonas commoda
Lineage: Eukaryota; Viridiplantae; Chlorophyta; Mamiellophyceae; Mamiellales; Mamiellaceae
Exons: 1
Coding region: 1-396 (131 amino acids)
Source: RefSeq, a predicted model, not a curated record